This is a messenger RNA of Adineta steineri, 765 nucleotides long. The record is from the annotation of a GenBank genome assembly. Lineage: Eukaryota; Metazoa; Rotifera; Eurotatoria; Adinetida; Adinetidae.
AUGAUGCUUGUUGCCAACUCAUGUUUAGCUAAACUUCUUUUCACAAGUGCUUUAUUAGGAAAUACUAUAUGGGCACUUAAAAAUGAUCUUGAGCAAAUUUCAUAUCAAGAUCCACUUUGCAUUUUUCGAGGUUACCUCAUGCAUGCUACAGUUGGCGCACAAUUUGAUUCCUAUUUAUUACAAGCCAUCUACCGGUAUAUGACAGUGGUUUAUCCCACACGACUUUUCUGGCAGAGAAAACAGUUUCAGGGUUUCCUCGUCGGUUUGAUAUGGGUAUGUGCUUUUAUAUUUGCUAUUCCACAUAUUGCUACUGGUGAAAUUCAAUACAAUGCUGACAAUCAGAUAUGUGAUACACCUUUUCGUUUGUCUUUUAUAAUCAUUUAUAAUAUAGUUUAUGUCUAUUUCAUACCGCUGUAUGGUAUUUUGUUUAUUUAUGUCAAACUAAUUCUCUAUGUGAAAGAGAUAAAUAAACGUGUAACAACAAUUAACCCUGUAUCUCGUGCACAACGCGAACUAAAAAUGGUUCAUCGAAUAGUUAUACUUGUAUCAAUAUUAUUAGUACUGGGCGUACCUUAUACAAUCUUCAUCAUUAUGGGAUUUUUCACUCAACCACCUAAAUAUCAUUUACGUAUUUCUUUUACAUUUAUAUAUGUCGCAUUACUAUUUAUUAUGAUUACAUUAUUUCAAUUUACUGAUCCAGUUAAGACAUAUCUCAUGACAAAAAUAAAGCGGCAAUCAAACAUAAUUGCAGCAACAACAGUAUAA